This is a messenger RNA of Penicillium taxi, 7419 nucleotides long. Its product is annotated as type I polyketide synthase. NCBI's taxonomy places the organism in Eukaryota, Fungi, Ascomycota, Eurotiomycetes, Eurotiales, Aspergillaceae. The coding region runs from base 1 to 7419 and encodes 2472 amino acids. The record is from RefSeq and is a predicted model, not a curated record. Gene Ontology annotation, biological process: secondary metabolite biosynthetic process; fatty acid biosynthetic process. Gene Ontology annotation, molecular function: 3-oxoacyl-[acyl-carrier-protein] synthase activity; oxidoreductase activity; fatty acid synthase activity. The transcript has 19 exons.
AUGCCACCAGCUGUAUCGCAGACUGAAGUUCUCCCCAGUGGAGAACUUGAGCACAAGGUUACUAAAAAAUCUAAGACCUUCUGCCUUGAUAGUACUCACCGUGAUGGUACAGCGAAAUCAGUUUUGUCUGAGGACAGGGACAGUUUCAAAGAGUUUCAGCCAAUGGCAAUUGUGGGGAUGGCAAUGAGACUCCCAGGUGGAGUCAAAUCAGAUAAAGAUUUCUGGGAAUUACUUAUGAACAAAAAUGAUGGAUUGUGUCGUGUGCCAGAAUCCCGCUAUAAGGUAGAUAGCUUCUAUCAUGAAACGAUGCCCCACGCUUUGAAGACGAAGCAUGGGUACUUCUUGCAGGACGACCCAGCCCAGUUUGAUGCCGGCUUUUUCAAAAUCGGCAGUGUCGAAGCAAGUCGAUUAGAUCCCCAGCAGCGGCUUCUGUUAGAAGUAGUUUGGGAGUGUAUGGAAAGCUCUGGCCAGACCGAAUGGCGUGGACGAGACAUUGGUUGUUACGUCGGUGUUUUUGGUGAAGAUUGGCUUGAUCUGAAGAGCAAAGACAGUCAGAGUAUUGAUCGCCUUCAUGUGCUGGGAACUGGAAACUUUGCUUUGUCAAAUCGAGUCUCCUAUGAGUUUGAUCUGACUGGGCCAAGCAUGGUUCUGUCAACAGGAUGCUCCUCUUCUUUGGUAGGGCUGCACGAAGCGUGUGCAGCUAUUCAAGCGGGAGACUGCUCCUCUGCACUGGUGGCAGGUACAAACCUGAUCCUAACGCCGACAAUGACUACUACAAUGUCCGAAAACAUGGUUCUAUCAUCAGAUGGGACUUGUAAGACAUUUGAUGCCAAAGCAGAUGGAUAUGGGCGAGGAGAAGGAAUUAACGCUAUUUACAUAAAGCCUCUCAAAUCGGCUUUGCGCGAUGGCGAUCCUAUUCGCGCGGUCAUCCGGUCCACCGCAACUAACUGUGAUGGAAGAACGCCCAGUAUCACCACUCCAGGAUCUGCAACCCAGAAGAGUUUGAUUGAGAAAGCGUAUAAGAUGGCAAGAAUCAAAAAUAUCACUGAAACGCCUUUCUUUGAAUGUCAUGGAACGGGUACCACAGUUGGAGAUACAGCAGAGGUUUCAGUUGUGGCGGAGCUAUUCGGAGGACACCAAACCUUCAUUGGAUCCGUGAAACCGAAUAUUGGCCAUGGUGAAGGUGCCUCCGGCAUCUCGAGUGUCAUAAAAAGUGUCCUAGCUCUUGAACACAGUAUCAUUCCACCCAAUAUUCACUUCAAUGAGCCCAAUCCAAAAAUCCCAUUCAAAGACGCUCAGUUGAUAGUCCCAGUUGAGCAAAUUCCUUGGCCAACUGACCGAGCCAAGAGAAUCAGUGUUAAUUGCUUUGGGAUUGGAGGAUCCAACGCUCAUGUUAUUCUCGACUCUGCGACAUCUUUUACAAGCGAAUCACAUCACGAAAACCACACUAGAGAAAAAUACAUACCUAUGCCCAUGAUUCUAUCAGCAGCUAGCCCGGAGGCACUGCGCCAGAGGGUGAAGGAUAUCAAAGAAUACAUGGAAAGUUUCUCAUCGAUGCAAGACCUGGCUUACAAUCUCACAGUUCGUAGGGAAUUGCUCCCUUAUCGCACUUUCUUGAUUGGAAGAAAUAAUUCCGUCGUCGAGGGAUUAGAAAUUCAACAAUUCGAAGCUCCAUCAAGAGUUCCAAAAUUGCACUUUGUUUUCACUGGCCAGGGAGCACAAUGGGCAGGCAUGGGCAGAGACCUCCUCGAAACGUACGAAGAAUUUCUCGCCGACAUUGAAUCCAUGGAUGAGGCACUGCAAAGCUUGCCCGAUUCCCCGCAGUGGACUAUCCGAGAGGAGCUAUCGCGUGUCGGGCCUGCCUCUCGGGUGAACCAACCAGAGCUCUCCCAGCCUCUUUGCACAGCACUUCAAAUUGGUAUCGUGAAUCUACUUUCUUCAAUGGGCGUUAAGGCGACUACGGUAGUUGGUCAUUCUAGCGGAGAAAUCGCCGCAGCGUAUGCUGCAGGGGCCAUCACUUCCAGCACGGCAAUCAUCCUAGCCUUCUAUCGCGGACAAGUUUCGAAAAAAUGUCGAGCCGGUGCAAUGGCUGCUAUCGGGAUGUCAUCACAAGACGUUCAAAAAUAUCUGCAAGGAGAUGUUGUUGUGGCUUGUGAGAACAGUCCACAAAGUGUCACGAUUUCAGGAGAUCCAGAUGGGAUUGAACGUAUUAUUAACCAAAUUCGUGCCGAUCAAUCUGAUGUACUUUAUCGACACCUCAAGGUCAAUGUUGCCUAUCACUCUGCUCAUAUGCGUGACGUGGGUCAGAUCUAUGAAGACGCAAUCACCACACAUUUGAAUUCACAGGGAUUUAUGCUUGAUCUAUACUCCAGUGUGUCUGGAAAGAAAAAUCGAGUUCUAUUUUCAACAGCUUUGAAUAUGAUACUCAAAGAUCACAACGAAGAUGCAGUUUUCCUAGAGAUCGGCCCACACUCGGCAUUGUCUGGGCCUCUUCGUCAAAUAUUCGGUGCAAAUGAUAGAAGAAAGUCAACUUAUAUACCUUGCAUUGUGAGAGGACAGAAUCCAGCUGAUCAGUUCAUGGCAUCAAUAGCGUCUAUGUACUGCCUGGGUCUUGCUCCUAAUUUACGUCAAAUUCUUGGAGCCGGAACAGUUCUGACCGACAUUCCCGCCUAUCCGUGGCAACAUGAUCAAAGGCACUGGUGUGAAAGUCGAGCCACAGAGCAAUGGAGGUUGAGGUCUUUUCCAAAUCAUGAGCUGCUCGGUUCUAGACUAUUCGGGUCUAGUGAUCAGGAGCCUACGUGGAGAAACAUUCUCACCCCUUACGAUGUGUCGUGGUUGAUUGACCAUAAGAUAUUCGAUGAUAUUGUCUUCCCUGCAGCUGGAUUUAUUGCAAUGGUGGGAGAGGCUAUUCACCAAAUCACGGGAUCUCAAAGCUACAUUAUUCAAAAAAUGGUUUUCAAAACGCCUUUAUUUCUUCAAACCCGCGAGACAGAGAUUCUCACUAGUUUGAAACCACUCAAAUUGACCGACAUGGACGAUUCUGACUUCUUUGAGUUCACUAUCUCGGCUUUCGACGGGCAGCAGUUCGUCAAACACUGCGACGGUCAAGUGCGCCAAGGCUGUGAGCUCUUACCCGAGACCGAACAGAUCAAGCCAUUCAUCCGAAAGGUCUCCCAUUCUUCAUGGUACAAAUACAUGGCAGAACUCGGACUACGAUAUGGCCCAAGUUUCCAAGGCCUUCGACAAAUUACAGCAGACCCAGUUCACAAAAAAGCAAGUGCGGUUCUGGUAGAUGAAGGGUCGCAUGAAAGCCGAUAUCCUUUGCAUCCAACAAUCAUUGAUAAAUCAUUACAACUGCUGAGCGUCGCACACUGCAGAGGUCUCUCCCGUCUUUCCGCAAAGCUGUGUAUUCCGGCAUAUUUCGAGAGCAUUCAUGUAUUAUGUGGGGCCCUGAAGACAAAGUUAGAUGAAAAUUCUAAGUUUGAUGAGUUCAAAGUGUGUUGUGCUACGUCAGCAGAUGAUACUAUGAGCGGAGAUUUAAUGGCAACAGCUCAAGGAGAAGCGGUCCUGAGGAUAAACAACGGGGUCUUUUUUUCACUUGAUGACAAGGCUGAAGAAUCAAGGAUCCCAUUGGGGAGCCAUCUAGAGUGGGCACCAGAUGUCGAGCUUCUUUCUUCGCAAGACCUGUUGAAGCUUGAUCCAUUUCCUAAUGAUGCCCAUCUGUUCACCCGAAUUUCGAUGCUCGCUAUUCUCUUCGCGGAGGAGGAGGUUCACAAGCUUCAAGCUGGAACUCCUCACCUUCAGAAGUAUCAAAAAAUGCUCAUCAAACUGGCCAAAGAUAUCAGGGACGGUCAUUUUCCAGCUGUGCCUGAAGCACAGCAGUGGGCUGCCUUAGGCCAACAUGAUAAGGCAAAGGCCUUUGAGCAGCUCAAAAGUCUACCUAUCACGAAUAGUCAUACCAAACCCGUGCUUGAUAUGGUAGAAAGGGUAAUGAACAGCUGCACUGCAAUCGUUGAAAACAAGGUCUCGCAAUUGGACCUCUUACUGCAAGAGUCCGGCCUGCAGAGCUUGUACGAAUCGACAAGCCAGCAAUUGGGCUGGCGCAUCUUGUUUUCCCAUCUUCGGCACUCCAAUCCAAGAAUGAGGAUCCUAGAAAUUGGUGCUGGUACUGGCUCCACCACUGCAAUAACCCUAGGACUGUUGCAAGAGCCGAAUGGUGUGCAAACUUUUGCCUCAUACACAUUCACAGAUAUAUCACAUGGUUUUUUGAAGUCAGCGGAAGACCGAUUCCAGGACUUUCGCGACAUAAAGUACAAGAUCUUAGACAUCAGCAAAGAUCCACAAGACCAAGGCUUUGAGCCUGCCAGUUUUGAUGUCAUUAUCGCUGCAAAUGUUCUACAUGCUGCCCCUGUCAUACAUGAAGCGCUUGUACAUGUAAAAAGUCUCCUUGUACCAGGUGGCCGUCUGCUAAUGCAGGAGUUAUGCCCGGAUUCACCGCAGUACGACUUCCUUCUGGGAGUCCUUCCGGGAUGGUGGAUUGGUGAGAAUGACAACCGUCCAGAGCAUCCCUAUAUUGACGGUGAGUGCUGGGAUACUAAGCUACGCAAUGCUGGUUUUACUGGCGCAGAAGGAAUUUUCUACAAUCAAGAGUCGCCUUAUCGCCAAGGUGCCAGCAUUGUUUCAAGAAAGCCCACUGAUGAGAUCAAUCCACGGGUUGUCACACUUGUCUGCAGAGCAAGCCUUGGAAAAUGGGAAGCCGAUCUCGGAAAACAGCUGAUCAAUCAACGAUACAGCGUGACCUGGCUACAACUAGGAGAUGAAGCCCCGAAAACAGGCGAUAUCAUUUUCCUUCUUGAUUUGGAUGGCCCCUUUCUUGAUGAAAUUUCGGAUCAGACUUUCCAAUCUCUCAAAUAUUUCCUCAAGUAUUGUGUAUCUUCAAGGUUAUUUUGGUUGAUGCCCCCAGCACAGACAUUGUGUAAUGACCCUAGAUAUGGGCUUGUUUUGGGACUGGUUCGGUCCUUGCGAAAGGAGAUGAAUCCCCAGUUUAUAACGAUUGAGGUUGAUUCAUUCGAUGCCCGGUCAAUAAACUGUCUUCUCCAAAUUCUGCAGAAACCUACUAAUAAAAACUGCCUCCCUGAGGUGGAAUAUACCCUGACAAAUGGAACAGCAUAUGUCAGCCGACUUAAGUGGGGUGCUUUAUCCGACUAUGCCCCAAAGUUGGUACAUACCGAUGCCCCAAAAAUGCUUUCAAUGAACUCAUCACACACGCUGGACUCAUUUCAAUGGAUCCCAUUCAGUGAGCCACCAUUGGGAACAGAAGACGUGAUGGUUGAUAUUGCCUAUACUGGGUUGAACUUCCGUGACAUGAUGAUUGCGCUAGGAAUUUUUGGUGCCAAGACAAGCAUGGGCUUUGAAGCGAGUGGGACAAUUUGUCGAAUUGGAUCAAAUGUGAAGGCAUUUGAGAUUGGUGACAAGGUAGCAUUGAUUGCAGAUGGACUUUUAAGGACACGUCAAGUUAUUUCUAGUAACUACUGUGUCAAGAUUCCAGAUGGUUUGUCAUUAAAGGAUGCAGCCACCAUGCUUAUUGUGUUUGCAACGGCGAUCUAUUCCUUGAUUGAUGUCGGUUGUAUCAAGAAGGACAAGUCUAUUUUGAUUCAUUCCGCCUGCGGUGGGGUGGGAUUGGCUUCCAUUCAAAUUUGCAAGCUGAUGGGCGCUGAGAUCUUUGUUACAGCUGGUAGCGAGGAGAAAAGGAAUUAUCUACAGACAGAAUUCCAAAUUCCGAGAAACCAAAUUUUUGAUUCCCACAGCGCGGAAUUUCUGCCUCGGUUAAUGAAGGAAACUGGCGGCCGAGGAGUUGAUAUAGUACUCAAUUCAUUAGCAGGAAAGCUCUUGCAUGCAUCAUGGCAAUGCGUGGCUCCCUUUGGGAAAAUGAUCGAGCUGGGCAGACGCGAUUUCCUCGGCCAUGGCAAACUUGAUAUGGCGACAUUCAUGAAAAACCGGGCUUUCUUCGGCGUUGACCUGAAUCAAAUCAGAUUAGACGCACCUGACAUACUUCAAAGUCUGGUUGCUCAGUUUUCGGAAUGGGCUCAAGCCGGGAAAAUAAAACCGAUUCGGCCUGUGACUGUCUACAAUGCUGCCCAGAUAUCUGAGGCGCUCAAAUUCAUGCAGCAAGGUGUUCACAUGGGAAAGAUUGUCAUAAAAAUGCCUGCAUCAUAUUCCGAUUUGCCCGCAACCCCUUCAAUCAAACCGUUCUCUUUAUCAUCAACCAAAGCAUACCUACUCGCUGGUGGUCUUGGGGGGCUGGGUAGGAGUGUGUCGAAUUGGAUGGUUGAGCAAGGGGCCAGACAUUUGAUUUUCCUUUCUCGGUCUGGCAACCAAUCGGAGAAACAUACAGCCUUCGUUCAGGAGCUAGAGGCUCAGGGAUGUGAGGUUAUUAUCGUUGCUGGAGACGUUUCCGAUAUAAGGGAUGUCAAAAAGGCAGCCUGCUGUUCUGCGUGGCCAAUUGGUGGGGUUCUUCAACUCUCCAUGGUUCUUCGAGACCAAGGUUUUUUCAACAUGACACAUGAAGAAUGGAAAACUGUCAUUGAUCCCAAAGUGACUGGCACGUGGAAUCUUCACCAUGUUUUCAAAGAUUUUCCUCUCGACUUUUUUGUCAUGUUCAGCUCUGUUUGUGGCUUGGGAGGAAACAUAGGCCAAGCCAACUACUCAGCAGCAAAUACAUUCUUGGAUUCUUUUGUUCAGUACCGUCGAAGUCAUGGUCUACCCGCCUCAGUCCUGGAUCUCGGUAUUUUGGGUGACGUUGGGUUUGUGAGUCAAAACAAGCAGCUUCGGGUCCGAUUGGAGGCAUCAAAUUUCGUCAUUUUGAGAGAGAAAGACCUGACAGAUGCUCUGCAAGUUUCCAUGCAAACUCAAGCAAACUGCCAGCCAACCAACGGGAUUCCAGUAUCCAAUAUGUUUGCUGUUGGUUUUGGGUGGCACAAACAAGGUCACCAUGCAGCCAUUGAGGUGGACAAUGACAUUCGAGUCAGCAGCUUCGCAAACUACGAGAAAACGGAAAGUAUGACUAAAAUCGACAAGACGGAUGAGAUACGGAACUAUUUCGCUCAUGUGGAGCGACAUGUAGAGCUUUUGGAUGACCCUGAGACAAAGCUUCGAAUUACGAGAGAGCUGGGCAAGUCUAUCUACUCAUACAAAGGACAGUAUCAGGAGAUGACAGAUGAGGAGAUGUCGGCAACUAUCCUUGACUCCUUAAUUUCCAUCGAAAUUAGGAACUGGUUCCGGCGGAAAUUGUCCUUGGAGAUAACUUUGACCGAGAUCUCUCGUGCCGGUAACGUCGGUGCAUUGAGCGAGUUGACUAUUGCAAAGCUGAAGGCCAGAAACCAACAGAAGAUAUCAACGCUAGAGAUCCCUGCAGCGUGA